CAGGAAAGAGCGCUAGGUACAGUCGGUCGACGCAAGAGGAGGCAGAGAUCGAAACCGACCGUAGCUCGGCGAUCCGUCCGAGACCUUUCCUCUCCUGUUUUUAUCUUGAGCCAGGAAUUCGCUGGUCGUUGGUAGCUGGAAAAUGGGCCAAGCUGCAGGGCUAUUGGCUCUUGUCUCUGCUCUAGCAUGCGCCUCAAGAUCGCCAGAGGGUGCCAGACCAGAAUGCUGGUGUACGCGCCAGGUACUCGGAGCAACCUUGCUAGUCCCCAAGUCCACGGGACAGACACCGGAUCUGGUGCAUCUGUGUCAUCACGAGGAGUGCAUUGUCGAUCCCAUCCGGCUCCACGAUACAUACGCAAGGGGCGCAUGUAGGGCUGCAAUCUCUGGUAAAAGGCGAUACCUCCCUAGCCAACCCCACCCACCCACUACGGAAACGCCCAAGGGUCGAUCAAAGUUUAGGAACUGGUGGAAGCCAGAACCAAAAGUUGUAACCCAUCGGGCGUGAACCCGUCCCGAGUUUCCGGAGUUUUUUGGUGCCAACUUAUUGCACAAUUACGUUCCCAUGUUGAGUGAAGGCAGGGGCUAUGGAUGGGCCGUAUGGGCUGCCUGACAGUAUGGGCAAUGGUACCGCCCGGCACCGUCGAGCGAUGGGCUGGACAGGACGGAGAGCGAUGGAGAGACAUGCCAAGUGAGGAGGGUUGCGGUGCUCGCUCAAUGGCAGCUAGCUGCAUUCGACCCUACGUCGGCCCUCUGCCGCCUGCCGGGCGGUACCCUGUCCGGAAUGCAG
Messenger RNA from Cryptococcus amylolentus CBS 6039, 787 nucleotides. RefSeq lists its product as hypothetical. The coding region runs from base 143 to 505 and encodes 120 amino acids. NCBI's taxonomy places the organism in Eukaryota, Fungi, Basidiomycota, Tremellomycetes, Tremellales, Cryptococcaceae. The record is from RefSeq and is a predicted model, not a curated record. The transcript has a single exon.